This is a messenger RNA of Oncorhynchus tshawytscha (Chinook salmon), 2420 nucleotides long. RefSeq names its product TBC1 domain family member 15-like. The annotation marks the transcript as partial. Gene Ontology annotation, molecular function: GTPase activator activity. Gene Ontology annotation, biological process: activation of GTPase activity. The record is from RefSeq and is a predicted model, not a curated record. The transcript has 12 exons. NCBI's taxonomy places the organism in Eukaryota, Metazoa, Chordata, Actinopteri, Salmoniformes, Salmonidae.
ACUUUCCUCCUCCAGGUUCGUUCUCUGUCAUAUCUCACUUAUUCUAAUUUCUCUUUCUCUCUCUCUCUUUCUGUCCUCCCUAUUAGGUCUACCACAGAUGCCUCCCUCCUCCAGGUCAGCCCCCACAGCAGAGCUCUGUCCCAGUCCUUUGAGAACCUGCUAGAUGAUGCCACCUUUGGACUUAUUACGAAGUUUUCUCAGGACCCAGUCACCACUACGCUGGGUGGUUUCUCCAAGGUGACCAACUACCUGUUUGAUGCGUUCCGGGGUCCAGACACGGUGCUACUGAAGCAGAGGCCUGUCGGGGAGGUGGCUGACCUGCUGAAUGAGGCCAUACCUGGACUGGACAUCAACCAGCUGGAGGAACCAGGCUAUGAGGUUAUCACCAGGAUUGAUCUUGGCGUGCUGCCAGAGGUCCGGCGUAGGGAGCCUGUUGGGGCGGAGGAGUGGAACACCAACAUGGACCCUGAGGGACGCAUGAGGAACAUCUCACACCUCAAACAGACCAUAUUCAAAGGGGGUCUGUGUCACGUGUUGAGGAAGGAGGGAUGGAAGUUUCUGCUGGGCUACUUCCCCUGGGAGAGCACCCUGGAGGAGAGGAGGAGUCUGACCAGGAGGAAAACGGAUGAGUACUUCCGUAUGAAGCUCCAGUGGAAGUCAGUGAGUGAGGAGCAGGAGAAACACAACAGCAUGUUUAGAGACCACAGGAGUCUAAUAGAGAAAGACGUGAACAGGACAGAUCGGACCAACACUUUCUAUGAAGGACAAGACAACCCAGGACUGAUCCUGCUGCACGAUGUCCUCAUGACCUACUGCAUGUAUGACUUUGACCUGGGCUAUGUCCAGGGUAUGAGUGACCUGCUGUCUCCGAUCCUCUAUGUGAUGGAGGACGAGGUGGACGCCUUCUGGUGCUUUGUCUCCUUCAUGGACCAGAUGCACCAGAACUUUGAGGAGCAGAUGCAGGGAAUGAAGACUCAACUGAUCCAGCUCAGCACUCUGCUACGACUACUGGACCUGUCCUUCUGGAACUACCUGGUGGCCCAGGACUCUGGUCACCUGUACUUCUGCUUCCGCUGGCUCCUGAUUCGCUUCAAGAGAGAACUGAGUUUCCCUGAUGUCCUGCGUCUUUGGGAGGUAAUGUGGACCGGGCUGCCGUGCCAGAACUUCCACCUGCUGGUGUGCUGUGCCAUCCUGGACUCAGAGAAACACCAGAUUAUGGAGGAACAAUAUGGCUUCAAUGAGAUCCUCAAGCUCAUAAAUGAACUGUCAAUGAAACUGGACAUCGUGGUCAUCCUCAACAAAGCUGAAGCUAUAUGCCUGCAGCUGAAGAGUUGUAAGGAUUUGCCCAACUCCGUGGUUGAGAUGCUUGGAUUCAACAGCAGAGACACUGAGUCAUCAUCCCAGUCAGAGGACACUGAGAGAACGGACAGACCAGACUCUCCCGAACCUUCUACACCGUCAGACGACCAGCAGGACUUAGUCUCUGAGUACAACCCCAGCGGCAACAACGGACACUUACGGGACGCAGCGCGUGACGUUUACAAAUUAGCUUACAUAUCGUAGCCAGCCUGGCUAACAGUAGUCUCUCGUCCAGUGAGAGAUUUGGUUCUGGUGGCUGAGACGAGGCUCACAGCCUGGUGAAAAAGGUGGAUUGCGCCUCUCCCACCUCACAGCCCGAGGAGAGAUAGGAAAUGGCUUCUCAUGGCAGUAUCUUUAUAAUAGAGCCCAAGAGCUAUUCAUUUACAGGAAGUUUUUGCAAAUCAAAUCAUUUUUGUAAUGAUUCUGUCUGUUAAUCAUCUAAUUUUUCUUGUUCGAUGGUGGUCUUUGAGUUUUUAGGAUAUUGUUCCUUAUUGCCCCUGACUCCAAGGUAUUUAGUGUUCAGCAGAUUGCUCCUUAUUGCCCCUGACUAUAAGGUAUUUAGUGUUCAGCAGAUUGCUCCUUAUUGCCCCUGACUAUAAGGUAUUUAGUGUUCAGCAGAUUGCUCCUUAUUGCCCCUGACUAUAAGGUAUUUAGUGUUCAGCAGAUUGCUCCUUAUUGCCCCUGACUAUAAGGUAUUUAGUGUUCAGCAGAUUGUUCCUUAUUGCCCCUGACUAUAAGGUAUUUAGGGUUCAGCAGAUUGCUCCUUAUUGCCCCUGACUAUAAGGUAUUUAGGGUUCAGCAGAUUGUUCCUUAUUGCCCCUGACUAUAAGGUAUUUAGUGUUCAGCAGAUUGCUCCUUAUUGCCCCUGACUAUAAGGUAUUUAGUGUUCAGCAGAUUGCCCCUGACUAUAAGGUAUUUAGUGUUCAGCAGAUUGCUCCUUAUUGCCCCUGACUAUAAGGUAUUUAGUGUUCAGCAGAUUGCUCCUUAUUGCCCCUGACUAUAAGGUAUUUAGUGUUCAGCAGAUUGUUCCUUAUUGCCCCUGACUAUAAGGUAUUUAGUGU